Molecule: messenger RNA, 236 nt
Organism: Racocetra fulgida
Lineage: Eukaryota; Fungi; Glomeromycota; Glomeromycetes; Diversisporales; Gigasporaceae
Source: the annotation of a GenBank genome assembly
AUGGACUGGGUGCCAACUGAUUCGAUUACGUUCAAUAUUAUUUAUCCAAACGCUUAUUCCACACCGAAUCAGAGCGAAGAUGAUGAUAUAUCGACGGUAGAAGAUACGGGUAUACUAGAUCUUGGUGAUGUUGAAUGGCUUACUCGGAAAUUACAUGAAAUGGCAUUGCUAUUUCAAUCAAAAAAUGAUAUACGUAUGUUAUUUAACAUAUCUAUUUUUAUUUAUACUGUAGAACU